CUUUAUACUUAAGCCACCAUGUCCCAUGAGCUGCGUUAACAUAUAAGGUUCUUCCAAACAAAUUAGAGUAUUUCUUGGCUUGCAAGAAUCCGUCUCUAAGGUAAGAGUUGGUUUUGUUUUUUACUCUUUUUUUCCGAGGUAAAGUAAGAAAGGAAAAAAAUAAAUAGAAAAUAGUACUCUUGUGUAUUUACGAAAUUAGUAAAAAAGGUAUUAAAUUAGGAAACAGUCGAUUAUGGAAAUUUUCCGAAUAGAGAAUCAAAUCAGUAAAUAUGGGAGAUGAAAAGAGUGCACUCGUAUAAAGAGGACGAUGCAAACAAUCUCUGUCUGUGUGUGUAAUUGUGUUUCUUUUCUUAGAAUAGCAAAUAUGGGAGGCACAAAACGUAAGAUCGAUAUUGAGAACAUCGAAAGGAAAGAUAGGAAAACGGUUGCUUUCACAAAACGCAAAGAAGGUCUCUUCCGUAAAGCUUCAAAGCUCUGUCUUCUCUCUCCAGCCACUCGAAUCGCAAUCUUAGCGACUCCUCUUACUGCCAACUCUCACGCUUCAUUCUACUCGUUAGGCCAUCCCUCUGUUGAUCACGUUGUCUCUACGCUGCUCAACGGCCAGCCUCCGGCAAACCAAUUAGAGAACAACAGUUCAUCAGGGUUAGGGUUUUGGUGGGAAGACAGAGGUUUUGACGUAUCAGAGAACGUGGACGAGUUGAAAGAGGCGGUCGAUGCUGUUUCUAGUAUGUUGAAUUAUGCGAGGCUCCGGUUAGAUGAUGCCGUGAAGAGCAAUCAAAGAGGUAUGAAUUUAGUGAUUCAUCAAGAGAAGGGGAAGGAGAUUCUUCGGCUUGGCAACGAAGACACAAAUCAGAUUCACAAAUUCGAACAAGGUGAAACUUCUGCUUCUGCGAGUUUGUUAAAGAACGAGGAGGAUACUCUACACAUCGAUGAUUAUUUUACUGAUUUCCACAUUGAUCCAUUCUGAUUCGAUCAAUCUACACAAAUCAUUUUGUUUUAGGAUUUCUUUUUUAUAUAAUUUUGUUGGUUCGGAAUGAAGCUACGUACUAAACUAAAACAAGAAUCUUGUUCAGUUUGAUUGAAACUGAUAUACAUAAAAUAACAAAAAGAAAAAAAAA
Molecule: messenger RNA, 1118 nt
Organism: Camelina sativa (false flax)
Lineage: Eukaryota; Viridiplantae; Streptophyta; Magnoliopsida; Brassicales; Brassicaceae
Product: agamous-like MADS-box protein AGL97
Biological process (GO): positive regulation of transcription by RNA polymerase II
Molecular function (GO): DNA-binding transcription factor activity, RNA polymerase II-specific; protein dimerization activity; RNA polymerase II cis-regulatory region sequence-specific DNA binding
Source: RefSeq, a predicted model, not a curated record